GGGCUUUCCACGAAUUUAAAGUCAGUCAUGUGUUCGUUUAGUUUUGUUUUAUAGAAAAAGUGUUACACGCUCAAAUCCCAAUACAAAAAUACACACGCACACACGUAGGAAAAAAACGUUUAAAAGGAAACAGAGUAAUUCCGCCUAACGAUUAUCGGUCAUAGCCUUUGUGUGGCUGAGUGCAUUGGAAAAACAAAAAACAACCAAAAAAAGACCAAGAAAAAGACUUCUAGCCAAGAUGACAAAGAACAAAAAUCAAAAAAAGAAGGCGGCCGCUGCACGGUACAACAAUAACAAGAAUGGCACCGGCACGUCGCCCGAGAUCCUGACACCCCCGGCAACGCCGCCGACCGGCGAUGGCAUCACCACCCCGGCUCCCCCGGGUGCCUACGCCAAUGGAACGCCUCGCAAACCACUGGUGCCGUGGGAGCGCGAGUUCAUCGGAACUUUUCUGCUGGACAUGGCCGUGCGCCAGGUGAUCAGCGCCCAGACCGAGUGGUAUGUGGACAAGACCAAGCUGCGUCAGAUGUUUGAUGUCCACCUGGGAAGCCUGCCCAACAGCAGCGAAGUGCGCCUCAAGCUCUCCGUUCAGGGAGCCUGGAAUAUCGGAGCUCUGCUGCAUAGGACCAACUUUCUGAUCAACACGCCGCGGGGAAACAAUAACUACCGCAUCAAGAGCUUCUCCUUGAUGGACUUUCGCAAGGAGAAGUUCAAUUUGCUCGAUGAUCAGCACCGUAUGCGGGAUGCCAUUGCCAGGCCCAUCGUACCCGGAGCUCCUGUGGAGGGCAACAAGCCCAUAACCGAAGAAUAUAAACUCGAUACACAGGCCACGGCCACGCUUCUCAAAUACCAAAAGACGCAAGUGCAGAAACCGGAGAAAGAUUUCGAGCUGACCUCACUGGGCUGCUAUAUCUGCCAGAAGAACUUCGAGACAAUCGAGAGGUACGAGGAGCAUGUGGAGUACCAUGGCGACGAGUCCGAUUUCAAGUCCCUCGAAAAGAUGCAGAAGUUUUCUUCGCCCAGACUGACACUCUCCUAUCAGACCUGCGUGGAUAGUCACUAUUUUGGAUUCACUUUGAAGACCGACCUCAAGGAUUUGGUGGUGAACAAGUUCAUCAUAGUGCAGUCGCGGCAAUUCUACUACGUGUAUAACGCGCAAAUGCCACUAGAUGUUCCGGCCAGCGGAGAACUUGUCUUCUUCGUGGACUCGCACGUCUUCAUGAUCCUCCGGGAGCAGCCCAUCGUGAUCGGGUUCACCAGCCAGGGACAGAGGUUCGUGGAGCAGCACCACUUCAUGCGAACGGAGGCGCUGCCCAAGGCGAGCUUCAACAUCAACCCGUACCGGCUGUCCAACAACGAGACUUUCAAGAGCCAGGGUCUUCCGCCCGCCAAUCCGCCCACCCAGGUGGUCAGUGCCCUGAAGCACGAGGACGCCCAGGUGCGGCUGGCGGACUUUGACAAGCACUAUCGCAACUACUGUGAGAGGGGCAGCGAGAUUACCCAGGAGAACCUCUGCGGAACAUUGCGCACUUUGCUCCAGGUGGAGGACAUCGAGCGGCUGCAGCAUUAUUUGGGCCUUAAGCAGUCCAAAAUGGAGCUGCAUCAGUUCGGCCGGGAACUCUCGGUGAAGAUGCGCCUGGCCACCAAUAGUAUGAGCGUGGAGGAUGUCCUCUCCCCUGGCGACGAUGUGCUAAUCAUUAACGAGAAGGGUAAUCCGGAUUCGGGUGUACGCCAGAUGUUGGAUAACAAUAACCAAGUGCUGGAGCUGGCACUCAAAGAUUUCGACUCCAUCUUGAAGUGGGCCCGCGGUGUGGACGAGAAAUUUGGAUCGCUGGAGAAGCAACCGCGCGUUUACUUUGCUCGCAUCCUUGGUGUCUCCACGCAGCGGGUGAAUAUCACGUGUGAGCGCCAGUUGCCAGACAACACCACCUACACCCUGAUCUUCCGUCCGCUGCGGGCGGUGAUGCGAUAUCAGUACCGGGCACUCCAACAGCUGGCCCUAACCAGGGCCGUCGAUGUGCAACGGAUCCUUUUUCCCGGGGAAAUACCCCGGCAGUCGAUUGCACAUGGCGCCUUGGAGCUGAACAACCGGCGCAUAUCCAGUAAUCCGGAGCAGAUGCAAGCGGUUCAGCAGAUAGCGCUGAGCCACAAACUACCGGCACCGUAUAUCGUGUUUGGACCUCCGGGAACGGGCAAGACGGCGACCAUCUGUGAGGCCAUUUACCAGUUGUAUGUGCGUCGCCCGGAAACCCACAUCCUGGUGCUAGCUGGCUCCAAUACGGCAUGCGACGAGGUGGCGCUCCGGCUUCUAAAGGCCAUCGCUAAGGCUCCGGAGAGCCAGCCUCGACCGCUCACCCGUAUCUUUUCCGCCAGCUGCGAUCGGCGCAUCGACAAUAUCGACGACCUGCUCUUGGAGUACUCCAACAUGUACGCACUGCACUUUUAUCCAGCCGUCCAGGCGGUACACCAGUAUCGGAUCGUCGUCUGCACUCUCAGCUUGGCCGGAAAGCUGUCAACCGGAGGAUUUGCCAAGGGGGAUGUGUUUUCGCAUGUUUUUGUAGACGAGGCGGCCGCUUCCACCGAGGCGGAGGUUUUGAUGGGCAUCACAUGCACCUUAUCGCCGAACUCGAAUCUGAUCCUAUCCGGGGAUCACAAGCAGCUGGGACCAGUACUGCAGUCGCAGAGGGCCAACGAGUGGGGACUGGGCCUGUCGCUUUUCGAGAGACUGAUGCAGAGGAAGUGUUACCAAGUGGACGAGGAUGGCAGCUACAAUAGGGCUGUGCAAACUCGUCUUAUUCGUAACUAUCGCUCCCAUCCGGAGAUCGUUUCGCUUUACAACGAGCUCUAUUACGGCGGAAAACUCCGGGCCCACGCACCCAUGGAGAGCGUUUGCCGUUUCCAAAACUGGUUUCAUAUGCCCAAUCCCGACUUUCCCAUAAUGUUCCAUUCGGUAUUUGGUACCACCAUGAACACCAAAAGCUCUGUGAGCCUGUGCAACAAUAAGGAGAUCGAUGCUGUCAUGGAUUACGUCAAGGAUCUUAUGUACUUGGGUCUCAACGGUGAGAAGGUUUCGCAGGCGGAUAUCGGUAUCAUAUCACCGUACAAGAACCAGUAUCAACGCAUCCAGGAGCAGCUGAACAUGCGCAACUGGUCGCAGAUAGAUUGCGGGUCAGUUGAGCUUUUCCAGGGCAAGGAGAAGCAGGUGAUCAUAGUAUCCUUCGUGCGCUCCUUCACUCCCAAGCUGGGCUUCUUGACCAAUGAACGGCGUCUGAAUGUCCUGCUCUCGCGUCCGAUGUCACUGCUAAUUCUAAUCGGAAAUCCACGUACGCUUAGUCAAAACAAUGACUUCCGGCGCAUAAUCGAGAUGUGUCGUGAUCGGAAGACCCUCGUUGGAUGCCCGUACUAUCGCGAGGAUGUCAAUCCGAACAAGCAGAACGGGCAGCACAACGCCCAUGGAGCUGCAGCUGUGGAGCAGCCUGCAUCUGGUCUGGGACAACCCCUAAAGCGAACUGCCAACGCAAAGAACCCAGCUCAGGCCGUUCGUCUUUUCUACAACAAGGAGGAACUGCUCAAGCUGGGCAUUGAGUGCAAGCCCCAGAAAUCGGAGCUGGACAAAAUAUUCGACGAAUUGCCAAAAGUUCCCCGCUACGUGGACCAGAACUCGGAUGCAGUUCGUUCAAUAGAGGCUCAACUGAAGGAUUUAAAAUUGGAAAUCAGGGAGAAAGCUGCCCCACAACCUGCAGUUCCAUCAAAGCCGGCUGCUCAACCUGUUGUUGCACCAAAGCCUGUUGUGGCACCAAAGCGUGCCUCACAACCUGUGGUUGCACCAAAGCCGGCUCCACAACCUGUUGUGGCACCAAAGCCAUUUGUCCGGUCUUCAGAAACCCAGAUUCCUACGUCAUACGGACGCCCUGUAAUCAAGACUUCCGAACCCCUGGUUAUUCCGGCUUGCAAACGACCAGAACCCAAGGUGCCAGAUCCUCUGGCCAUUCCGCCAUACAGGCCGCAACGAUAUAUUAACGGAGUGCCAUGUGGCAUUGAGUUGCCCAGUGCUCCGCCAUUGUCGCCGCCGAAGACCAGGUCUUCGACCUACCGCUACAUUCCCAGUGACAACCUGCGGUUCGAGGAUCUGCGACCCGUGACCGAGGAGUACCGACGUCAGCCGCCAUUCAACGAACAGCGCCGCGCUCCUCCUUUCCGCGAGCCUCACGGUAACUGGAACAAUUUUGGCUGGUCGCCGCCACGAUCUCCUCCAACGCCACCGCCGAAGGAAAAAAAGUCGAAGUGCGUCAUUUCAUAAUUGUAGCUAAGGGCUACUUCAUAUAUAUGAGGACAGGACGGUUGCUUGGCCUAACAAGUAACCGUGUGGUCCUCUUUUUGACUUUGCUAUUGGCAUUUGUGCGAUCUGCGAUCAUCCAUGCGCCAAGUAGCAAAACAACUUACCAAAUAGAUUCGCACCUGAUGUGCGUCCAUUGGAAAAGCAGGUGCAGAAGAAUGGUUCACCCUGGUCAUAUGGGGUCAACCCAAUCUUCUGUUCUGCCUUUUCCGCUGGGCCGCAUCAUUUGCGAAUGUAAUUGAUUCGAUCAAAGACAUGGAGCCCUCAAAGUGAACACUUUUCGGUUGUAACAGCCCGAGGUUUUUGAUUUAUGCUAUGGAUGCGAUUCAUAGUAUAAACCGCAAAUCUUGUGUACGAUUCAGUCUUCAGGUUUGACUUUGGGUGUUUUAAAAUAUAUAAUAAUCUACUCAGAAGGGGGAUCGGCAUAAAACUAGAUACAUCCCCACAAAAAAAAUAUGUAAACUGCACCAUUGAAUUUCUGUAACCGUUCCAUAUCCAUGUAAGACAAAGGACUAAUAUAACUGACAUGCUUGUGUAAUAUGUUUUCCUCCACUUGGGGGAAUCAUAAAAAUUAGGGAACAAUGCUUAUGUGUUCCGAGGUUUAUGGCUCAUGCAAAUAAUAUUUUUCAUUUGAACAAAUAAAUACAAGUAUCUAAAAGCA
This is a messenger RNA of Drosophila biarmipes, 4997 nucleotides long. RefSeq lists its product as uncharacterized. The transcript is spliced from 10 exons. NCBI's taxonomy places the organism in Eukaryota, Metazoa, Arthropoda, Insecta, Diptera, Drosophilidae. The coding region runs from base 239 to 4300 and encodes 1353 amino acids. The record is from RefSeq and is a predicted model, not a curated record. Gene Ontology annotation, molecular function: 5'-3' RNA helicase activity; RNA binding. Gene Ontology annotation, cellular component: P granule; cytosol. Gene Ontology annotation, biological process: regulatory ncRNA-mediated post-transcriptional gene silencing.